UUAUUUCCCACGAACGCUAAGGGAAAUCCUGAGGUUUCAGCCCUCAUCCUUUGUCCUUUAGCACGUUCCUUCUCAGGAGCGCAAAAGAGAGCUGGUUUAGGACGCUUGUGCGUCUUGGGGUGGGAGACUACAUUUCCCAGGAGGCACGCGAACAAGCGCCCAAACUAUUUCCCAGAGUUCCCCACGUUUCGGCCCUGCAAAGCGGUCUUCCCUCGGGGGUUGAAGACUUCGGGCCAAGAUGGCGACAGGAACGGGCAAACACAAGCUGUUGAGUAGUGGCCCCACAGAACCAUGGUCCAUCCGAGAGAAGCUGUGUUUAGCGUCUUCUGUCAUGAGGAGUGGGGAUCAAAAUUGGAUCCAAGGCCAUUUUAAUUGUCUUAAGCCUUAUAGUUUACUAUACACAUUUGUGUUUACAUGGGUAUCAGUUAGCAGAGCAAUCAAGCCCUUUGCAGAACCUGGCCGCCCUCCAGACUGGUUCUCUCAAAAACAUUGUGCUUCUCAGUACUCUGAACUUCUAGAAACUACUGAGACCCCAAAACGGAAACGGGGUGAAAAAGGAGAAGUGGUGGAAACUGUUGAAGAUGUCAUUGUUCGGAAACUGACUGCUGAACGAGUUGAGGAACUAAAGAAAAUGAUAAAGGAAACCCAGGAAAAAUAUAGACGACUGAAAAGAGAUGCAGAACUAAUUCAAGCCGGGCACAUGGACAGCAGAUUGGAUGAGCUUUGCAAUGACAUUGCAAUGAAAAAGAAAUUGGAGGAAGAGGAGGCUGAAGUAAAGAGGAAGGCUACGGAUGCUGCAUAUCAAGCUCGUCAAGCAGUAAAAACACCCCCUCGGAGGUUACCCACUGUGAUGGUUCGAUCUCCUAUAGAUUCUGCCUCCCCAGGAAGUGAUUAUCCACUUGGGGACUUGACUGCAACCACUAUGGAAGAGGCCACCUCUGGCGUAACCCCUGGGACUUUGCCGAGUACCCCAGUCACCUCGUUUCCUGGGAUUCCUGACACCCUUCCUCCAGGCUCUGCACCCUUAGAAGCCCCCAUGACCCCAGUAACAGAUGAUUCACCCCAGAAAAAGAUGCUUGGACAGAAAGCAACUCCACCCCCCUCCCCUCUGCUGUCAGAGCUCUUGAAGAAGGGCAGCCUCCUGCCUACUAGCCCCAGACUGGUCAAUGAGAGUGAAAUGGCUGUGGCUUCUGGCCACCUGAACAGUACAGGUGUCCUCCUGGAGGUAGGCGGGGUCCUUCCCAUGAUACAUGGUGGGGAUUUGCAGCAAACACCCAACACUGUUGCAGCCUCCCCUGCUGCCUCAGGUGCUCCCACUCUUUCCCGGCUUUUAGAAGCUGGUCCUACACAGUUCACCACACCUCUUGCUUCCUUCACUACUGUUGCCAGUGAGCCUCCAGUUAAACUUGUGCCACCCCCUGUAGAGUCUGUGUCCCAGGCUACCAUUGUCAUGAUGCCUGCGCUACCAGCACCAUCCUCUGCUCCGGCUGUCUCCACUCCUGAGAGUGUAGCUCCAGUGAGUCAGCCUGACACUUGUGUUCCCAUGGAGGCUGUGGGGGAUCCACAUACUGUGACUGUUUCCAUGGAUAGCAGUGAAAUCUCCAUGAUUAUCAAUUCUAUCAAAGAAGAGUGUUUCCGAUCAGGGGUAGCAGAGGCUUCUGGAGGAUCAAAGGCUCCCAGCAUAGAUGGGAAGGAAGAUUUAGAUCUGGCUGAGAAGAUGGAUAUUGCUGUGUCUUACACGGGUGAAGAGCUUGACUUUGAGACCGUUGGAGACAUCAUUGCUAUCAUUGAGGACAAGGUAGAUGAUCAUCCUGAAGUGCUGGAUGUGGCAGCAGUGGAAGCAGCAUUGUCGUUCUGUGAAGAUAAUGAUGAUCCUCGGUCUCUGCCUGGCCCCUGGGAGCACCCUAUGCAGCAGGAAAGGGACAAGCCAGUUCCUCUUUCUGCACCAGAAUUGACAGUCAAGCAAGAGAGGCUGGACUUUGAGGAAUCGGAAAACAAAGGAAUCCAUGAACUGGUAGACAUCAGAGAACCUGGUGUUGAGAUCAAAAUGGAACCUACAGAACCAGAGCAAGGCAUUUCAGGGGCUGAAAUAGUCACUGGGGUUGCUCCAGCCACAUGUAUGGAGCCACCAGAACUCAGGAAUCAGGACUUAGAUGAGGAACCCAGAAGUACUGCAGCUGGAGAGAUUGUUGAAGUAGAUGUUGCCAGUGGGAAAGGCGAUGAGACUCCACUUACAACUGUGAAGACAGAGGCAUCCCCUGAAAGCAUGCUAUCUCCAUCACAUGGCUCAAAUCCCAUGGAAGAUCCUUUAGAGGCAGAAACUCAGCACAAAUUUGAAAUGUCAGACUCAUUGAAAGAAGAAUCAGGGACUAUUUUUGGAAGCCAGAUAAAGGAUGCCCCAGGUGAGGAUGAGGAGGAAGAUGGAGUCAGUGAAGCAGCCAGUCUAGAGGAGCCUAAGGAAGAAGAUCAAGGAGAAGGCUAUUUGUCAGAAAUGGAUAACGAACCCCCUGUGAGCGAGAGUGAUGAUGGCUUUAGUAUACACAAUGCUACUCUGCAGUCCCACACACUGGCAGACUCCAUCCCCAGCAGCCCUGCUUCUUCUCAGUUCUCUGUCUGUAGUGAGGAUCAGGAAGCUAUUCAAGCACAAAAAAUCUGGAAGAAAGCCAUCAUGCUUGUAUGGAGAGCCGCAGCUAAUCAUAGAUAUGCCAAUGUAUUUCUGCAGCCUGUUACAGAUGACAUAGCACCUGGCUACCACAGCAUUGUGCAGAGGCCAAUGGAUUUGUCAACUAUUAAGAAAAACAUUGAAAAUGGACUGAUCCGCAGCACAGCUGAAUUUCAGCGUGACAUUAUGUUGAUGUUCCAGAAUGCUGUAAUGUAUAAUAGCUCGGAUCAUGAUGUCUAUCACAUGGCAGUAGAGAUGCAGCGAGAUGUUUUGGAGCAGAUCCAGGGCCAACUGUGUUUCUUCUCCCUACAGCAAUUCCUGGCCACACAGUUGAUUAUGCAGACAUCUGAGUCUGGGAUCAGUGCUAAAAGUCUUCGAGGAAGAGAUUCUACCCGCAAACAGGAUGCUUCAGAGAAGGACAGUGUCCCCAUGGGCUCUCCUGCCUUCCUUCUCUCUCUCUUUGAUGGUGGCACCAGGGGUCGCCGCUGUGCCAUUGAAGCAGAUAUGAAGAUGAAAAAGUGAAGUCUCAGAGUACCCUCAUUGAGCUGAACCCGAAAAAAGAAAUAAACAAGUUAAAGUGUGGGCUUGUGGGCCCAGUUCCAGAAUUGGGAGUUAACAGAAGAGGAGGCUCCUGGGCCAUGUGACAUGAUCUGGGAAAAUCUCAGAGAGUUGGAGUAGCAUAAUUGCCUGUUUUAGGGCAAAAAUCAUGGGCUGUGUUAAUGUCCUAAUGUGUAACUAACAGAUUGUAGCUAAUUUGUACCGUCUUGUGAAGUGUACAGACUUUAAAAAAAAAAUCUGUGAAGUGUUUGUGUUCACAAUAAACUCUGAAAGAAAACUC
This is a messenger RNA of Myotis brandtii (Brandt's bat), 3500 nucleotides long. RefSeq names its product bromodomain-containing protein 8. The coding region runs from base 239 to 3184 and encodes 981 amino acids. The record is from RefSeq and is a predicted model, not a curated record. The transcript has 23 exons. Gene Ontology annotation, cellular component: NuA4 histone acetyltransferase complex. Gene Ontology annotation, molecular function: protein binding. NCBI's taxonomy places the organism in Eukaryota, Metazoa, Chordata, Mammalia, Chiroptera, Vespertilionidae.